Molecule: messenger RNA, 2306 nt
Organism: Drosophila ficusphila
Lineage: Eukaryota; Metazoa; Arthropoda; Insecta; Diptera; Drosophilidae
Gene: mRNA-cap
Product: mRNA-capping enzyme
Exons: 6
Coding region: 247-2184 (645 amino acids)
Biological process (GO): protein dephosphorylation; 7-methylguanosine mRNA capping
Molecular function (GO): protein tyrosine/serine/threonine phosphatase activity; ATP binding; mRNA guanylyltransferase activity
Source: RefSeq, a predicted model, not a curated record
GUGCGCGGUCACACUCAACGCAACCACAACAAUUCUCCAGGGCGACGAAAACGAAUCCUCGAAAGGCCGGCGAGCACUCGCUGCAUCGGGAUCCACAUCUGCUCCAGCAACUGUCCCCUACCCCCGCCGUCCUUCGACGUGCACCGGGAACGCGAAUCGCGCCCGUCCUUCGUCCUCUUCGCGAUCGUCGUCGUCGUCGUUGGUCGUCGGUCGUCGUCAUCAACUGGCAGCAGAAGCGACCGCAGCAUGGCCCAAUCCCAUCGAGAUCGCGAGCGUGGCUCCGGGCCGUUGCCCAACCGCUGGCUGUAUUGCCCCCGCAAGAGUGACUCCAUCAUCGCUGAGCGUUUUCUGGCCUUUAAAACCCCGCUAAGUCAGAGUUUUCAGGACAAGAUGCCCAUAGAGUGCACGUUUCGCCCCGAGAUGCUCUUUGACUACUGCAAGACGCUCAAGCUUAAACUGGGCCUCUGGGUGGAUCUGACCAACACGAAACGCUUUUACGAUCGUUCGACGGUGGAGGAGCGUGGCGCGCAGUACAUUAAGCUGCAGUGUCGCGGGCAUGGCGAGACACCCUCGCCGGAGCAGACGCACAGCUUCAUCGAGAUCGUGGACAACUUUAUAAACGAGCGUCCCUUUGACGUCAUCGCCGUGCAUUGCACUCACGGCUUCAAUCGCACCGGCUUCCUGAUUGUCUCUUACAUGGUCGAACGGCUGGAUUGCUCCGUGGAGGCAGCCCUUGCGGUCUUUGCCAAUGCUCGACCACCGGGCAUCUACAAGCAGGACUACAUUAACGAGUUGUACAAGAGAUAUGAAGACGAGGAAGAUGCGCCUCCAGCGCCAGAGCAACCCAACUGGUGUCUGGACUACGAUGACAGCAAUGGCGAUGGUUCGGUCCCGGACAGUCGCAAGCGGCACUUCGACGACAACAGCUCCUCCACCUCACAGCAAUCUGGUGAACAAGAGGAGGACGCCGAGGAGCUGGAAGGCGAGGAAGCUGAGGGCGAUGGCGAUGCAUCCACAUCAGAUGGACAGCCGCGAAAGAAGCGACGCCGCGAGAUGGUCAUAAAGAACGCCACCUUUAUGGCCGGCGUGCCGGGCGUGCGGCAAGUCAGCGAUCAGCCGCGACUAGGGGAUCUGCAGCGCAAGGUGCAGGAUUGGUGCCACUGGAACAAGAACGGCUUUCCCGGCGCCCAACCCGUUUCAAUGGAAAAGGAGAACAUUAAGCGACUCAGCGAGAUACCCUAUCGAGUGUCAUGGAAGGCGGAUGGCACACGCUACAUGAUGCUCAUCGACGGCCGGGAUGAGGUGUACUUCUUCGACCGCAACCACUCGUGCUUCCAGGUGGAGAACGUGGCAUUUGUGGAUGGCAAGAACCUAAAUGAACACCUCGAGGGCACGCUGGUCGAUGGGGAAAUGGUGUUGGACAAGAUUGGCGAUACUGUGACGCCGCGCUACCUCGUCUACGAUAUUGUGCGUCUUUCGCAUCGCGAUGUAAAGGACGAGCCAUUUUAUCCCAAUCGACUGGACUACAUUAAGAAGGAUGUUAUAGGACCCCGCAUCCUCGGCAUGAAGCAUGGCAUUAUUAACCAGAGACUGCAGGCUUUUAGUGUGCGCGGCAAAGACUUCUGGGACAUUUGGAUGUCUGCCCGCCUUUUGGGUGAGAAGUUCUCAAGAGCGCUGGCCCACGAGCCCGAUGGCCUGAUCUUUCAGCCAUCCCAGCAGCCGUACACCGCUGGCGUUUGCCCAGACGUCUUCAAGUGGAAGCCACAUGAGCUGAACUCCGUGGACUUUCGGCUAAAAAUUAUCACGGAACGCGGCGAAGGCCUGCUCACCAAGAAAGUGGGCUUCCUCUAUGUGGGCGGCCAUGAUGCUCCAUUCGGGCGAAUGCAAAAGCUGACAAAGGAGAUCCGUGACUUGGACAACAGGAUCGUUGAGUGCACUAUGAAUCAGUCUGGUAACUGGGAUUUUAUGCGCGAGCGAACAGACAAGAAGCAUCCCAAUAGCUACAAUACAGCACGCUCCGUUGUGGAGAGCAUAAAGCACCCGGUUACUAAGGAAUACCUACUAAACUACAUCGCAAACUGCGGCUUUCGCGAUGAUCAUGCCAUGAUGCCGCCGCCGCCCAAUGCUCAUCCGCAUGGCCAUGGUCACCAUGGCGGAUCGCAGGGCCAGCGCCGGCCCCACUAAGCGUAGCUCCUCACGCCUCAUCUCUCCAUCUCACCAUUGAACCCGACACUAGGAAAUUAAACAGCCCCUCCCAAUAAAUAUAAUUCAAAAUGAGAAUUACACUCAACUCUGUGUUGGCCGAA